Molecule: messenger RNA, 2803 nt
Organism: Nymphaea colorata (pocket water lily)
Lineage: Eukaryota; Viridiplantae; Streptophyta; Magnoliopsida; Nymphaeales; Nymphaeaceae
Product: CO(2)-response secreted protease-like
Exons: 11
Coding region: 44-2374 (776 amino acids)
Biological process (GO): proteolysis
Molecular function (GO): serine-type endopeptidase activity
Source: RefSeq, a predicted model, not a curated record
GGCCUCCGGAGGAGGAAGACCACCAUCAAUCCUGACGUCGCCCAUGGCAGAAACCAGGCUGCUCCUCUUCUUCCUGCUCUCUGCUUCUAUCCUUCUCCAUGGCCAUGGGGCUUCAAGUGAAGCGCCAAAGGCACAUAUUGUAUACAUGGGAAGUUCGUUGAGUAGCAGCAACGAAAUUGAAGGAGAAAAUUAUGAGGAAGCGAAUCACCUGAAGUUACUGUCAUCAGUUAUUCCAAGUGAGGACAGUGCCCGGGUGUCAUUGAUUCAUGCGUAUAAGUACUCCUUAAGAGGAUUUGCUGCCAUGCUUACAACGAAAGAGGCGGACACAUUGUCCAAAUAUCCGGGAAUCGUAUCGGUUUUCCCUGAUCCAGUUCUUAAACUUCACACGACGCGUUCAUGGGACUUCUUGCAAGCCACGUCCGGCGAGGUGGGGGCAAAGCCUGCGACAGCGCCUGUCAAUGGAGACGUAAUAAUCGGAAUGAUCGAUACAGGAAUUUGGCCGGAGUCACCGAGUUUCAAUGACGCGGGGCUUGGGCCGAUACCAUCAAGAUGGAAAGGAACGUGCAUGGAAGGGCCUGACUACAAAGCAUCUAACUGCAACAGGAAGGUGAUCGGUGCCCGGUAUUAUAACUCAUUCGGGGUCGCAAAAGUCCCGGAGUCAAACGGGUCCAGUACGCUGAUGAGCUCGCCCAGGGACACAGUGGGGCACGGAAGCCACACCGCAUCGACCGCGGCUGGCAGCAUCGUGCACAACGCGAGCUACUACGGGCUCGGGCUGGGAGUGGCCAGGGGCGGGUCGCUGACAAGCCGGCUGGCAAUCUAUAAGGCGUGUUCGGAGGAGGGGUGUUCCGGGGCGAACCUGCUGAAGGGGAUAGACGAUGCGGUCAGGGACGGGGUGGACAUCAUCUCCAUCUCCAUCGGCAUCAGCUCCGUCUUCCAAAUGGACUUCGUCAGCGACCCCAUCGCCAUCGGCGCCUUCCACGCGACGCAGAGGGGAGUGCUCGUGGUCUGCUCCGGUGGAAACGACGGGCCCUUCCCCUUCAGUGUGGUGAACUCCGCGCCCUGGAUCUUCACCGUGGGCGCUUCCACCAUCGAUCGGGAUUUCCAGUCCACCGUCGUCCUCAGAAACGGACAAACCUUUCAGGGUUCUGCGAUAAGUUUCUCGAAGCUCAACCGUUCAAGACUGUGGCCUCUGGUGUUCGCCGGCGACAUCCCCGUCAGCCCCUCUUCACGUGAAGAAGCAAGGAAUUGUUAUCCUGGAUCACUGAACGCAGCCAAGGCAGCUAGAAAAAUAGUGGUGUGCCUGGAGGACGAUCCAAUUGUGACCAGAAAGGUGAAAAAGCUGGUUGUCGAAUCCCUUGGAGCCAAGGGAAUUAUAUUCGUCGACCAGCAAUCGAAGUCGUCGGCAUUGGAUGCCGGAGAUUUUCCAUUUAUCGAAGUCAACAGCUCGGUUGGAAACCAGAUUCUUGCCUACAUAAAUAGCACCAGGAAGCCGAGAGCGUCGAUCCUGACGAGCGUCGGCGUGCCAGGCGUGCGGCCAGCGCCGGUGGUCGCCUACUUCUCUUCUCGUGGUCCCGGUGGCCUCUCUCAGUCCAUCCUCAAGCCGGAUGUUGUAGCACCAGGAGUAAACAUAUUGGCAUCUGUUAUUCCAACAAACAUGACGGGACAAGUUCCCGCGGGGAAGAAAGCCUCCAUGUUUGCAAUCAAGUCUGGGACGUCCAUGGCUUGCCCCCACGUGACCGGUGCAGCUGCCUCCAUCAAGGCUGCUCAUCCUCACUGGACCUCCUCCAUGAUCAAGUCUGCACUCAUGACAACAGCCUCAACAAUCAACAACCUUGGAAAGCAAGUGACAAACACUUCAGGAAUAUCUGCCACUCCACUUGACACUGGCUCUGGAGAAAUACAUCCAACCAGAGCACUUGAUCCUGGCCUGGUCUAUGAAACACAUCCUCAUGACCACUUCGACUUCCUCUGCUACUAUGGCUACUCACAUGCUCAGAUCUCAUCCAUCUCAGGCACCAACUACAGUUGCCCAAGCAACUCUUCUGAAAUCCUAAUAUCCAAUCUCAACUAUCCCUCCAUUUCCAUCAGCAAGCUCGAGAGGCAAAAUUUCACCACUAGGAGAGUCUCUAGGACACUGACCAAUGUUGGUCCCAGCGUUGAUGCCAUUUAUACAGUCACUGUGGAAGCUCCCAAUUCAUUGAGUGUUGAAGUAACACCGCAGAAGCUCAUCUUCUCUGCAAAUGCCACAAGAUUGUCGUAUGAUGCAGAGUUCACUGUCAAGGGUGCAGAGACGGGAUAUCAAUUUGGUUUCAUAACAUGGUCAGAUGGUGCACAUGUAGUUAGGACUACAUUUGCAGUUAAUGUGGUAUAAAUGUAUCCCAGAAUUAGAUGAAAGUUAAAGGAGGCAAUGUGUGGUUGACAAUCAUCUGUGCAGAUGGAGAAGAAUUUUCACCACGACUAAUUGUACUGAUGUUCUGUUAUUGGAUUAUUUGGAGGAGGAAAACAAAUAUAGAAUAAAGGAAGAGCCGCAGAUCGAAGAUAUGGACAAGUUGUAGACUGUGAAGAAAUUUUUGCAUUUAUUUUUUGGUCUGACAGAUUUGAAGAAAGAAUUUGUGUUAGUUAUGUAGUUUUGCUGUUUGUGUCCGUGCUUCUGGAAGACCCUGUUCAGUGAUUUUUUCUUUUCUUUUUUUUUGGGCUUGUUUUCUUAAUGUUACGUUGUGUAACAUGACAUAAAUUCUGGGAUUAAUUUAUUAAUUCCAAUUACUAAUCUGAUUUUGAAUCCAUUUAUUUGGCCGAUUUA